Trematomus bernacchii (emerald rockcod) is the source of this 1249-nucleotide messenger RNA. RefSeq names its product glutathione S-transferase theta 2 (gene gstt2). Gene Ontology annotation, cellular component: cytoplasm. Gene Ontology annotation, biological process: glutathione metabolic process. Lineage: Eukaryota; Metazoa; Chordata; Actinopteri; Perciformes; Nototheniidae. The record is from RefSeq and is a predicted model, not a curated record. The transcript is spliced from 5 exons. Gene Ontology annotation, molecular function: glutathione transferase activity. The coding region runs from base 153 to 872 and encodes 239 amino acids.
CAGCCCUGGUCUCGGACCGCCUCUGGGGAUAAACCCAGUCCGCCGCUGCGUGUCGCUGUCCUGAUCACACCGCAGCAGAGCAGAAGAAGAAGGAGAAGGAGCAGAAGCUGAAGCUGUUUACCGGAGGAUCCUCUCCCGUUACCGGAGGUCUGAUGGCGGCCCGCCAAGCGCUGCAGGUGCACCUGGACCUGCUGUCUCAGCCCUGCCGUGCGCUGCACAUUCUGCUGGCGUGCACGCGCCUCCCGCACACCGUCCGGCACGUGGCGCUGCGGAGAGGGGAACACAGGACUCCAGAGUUCACUGAGAUCAACCCAAUGCAGAAAGUCCCCGUGAUGGUGGACAACGGGUUCAUACUCACAGAGAGUGAUGCCAUCAUCAAGUACCUGGUCAACAAGUACGACGUCCCGGAUCACUGGUAUCCACGGCAACCAGAGAGACGCGCCAGAGUUGAUGAAUACACCGCCUGGCAUCACACGCACACCCGGCCCCACGCUGCCAAGGUGUUCCUCCUGGAGGUGCUCCUCCCGGCUCAGACGGGCUCUCCGGUAGAGGAGCAGCGUCUGAUAGGAGCUCUCUCUCAGCUGCAGGAGACCCUGGACCAGCUGGAGAGCAUGUUCCUGCGCAGGCAGCCCUUCCUCUGCGGCGAUGACAUCACGGUGGCCGACCUGCUGGCCGUCUGCGAGCUCAUGCAGCCGGAGGGGGGGGGGGCGGGACAUCCUGCAGGAUCGCCCCCUGCUUCAGCGCUGGAAGAGUCGAGUUCGAGCUGCUGUGGGCGACGCCUUCGACCAGGCGCACGCCGUGCUGUACGCCCUGAGAGACCGGCGCCGCGCCAAGCUGUGACAUCACACAGAGGGGCGGGGCCAGCUGACUGAAGGAGCCAAUCACCAUCCAGAGUCAGACCAGCUUUCAUAAUGCUUUCUAAGUGCUAACCGUUAGCUUCUCCUGCAGAUUUCAACUCAUUUAAUUUGUUAAUGAAUGAACACCGUUAACAGAAAGUGGCCUUAAAAGUGAUUUGUGUUCCAGCGUUAUUAUUAUCACGUUACCUUUGACCUCCCUGAUUAUAAUUAUUGUUAUAAUAUAAAAGCACAUAAUGGCCUCCAAUCAGCUCUCAGCUCGGAGAUCACAUGACCUGUUAAUCUGCCUGUAAUGUUAAUAAUUGUUAACCAUCAGAUUGAAUCAACAUGUUAAUAAUAAUUAUAAUCUGAUUUCUGUUGUAAUCUUGUAAGAGAAAUAAAGGUUUGAGAUGUUA